AUGCUGCUUGUCCAGGUCAGCUCCCGGCCCCAGCCCUCAUUCAGCAGCUGCUCCCGGCUGGCGCAGAACAGCUGCAUAGCAGACAAGGGCCCUGGCUCUCAGCAGAGCUGGAGCUGCAGUGCACUGGCGAGUGGCUCUGCCGGGCUGUCACUCAACGCCCCUCCGCCAAGCCUGCCCUCCUUCCCACACUGCUCCCUUGUGAAUUGGACUGUGCUGCAGGGAAGAAUUGGGCGCCCAGAGAACCCGUUCCGAGUGGCCCUGGAAUAUAUCUCAAAUGGAAACCGAAGCUUAUCUGCAGUGGACUUCUUUGCCCUAAAGAACUGCAGUGAAGGAACAUCCCCGGGCUCCAAGAUGGCCUUGCAGAGUUCCUUCACUUGCUGGAAUGGGACAGUCCUUCAGCUCGGGCAGGCCUGUGACUUCCACCGGGACUGUGUCCAGGGAGAAGACGAGGGCCAGCUGUGCCGUAAACUCCCUGCUGGUUUUUACUGUGACUUCGAGGAUGGCUUCUGCGGCUGGACCCAAAGCUCACCAUCACCCCACAUGCCCCAGUGGCAAGUCCGGACCUUAAAGGAUGCCCGGUUCCAGGACCAUCAAGGCCAUGCCCUACUGCUCAGCAUCACUGACGCCCCCACCUCUGAAAAUGCCACAGUGACCAGCGCUGCAUUUCCCGCGCCCAUGAAGAACUCUCCGUGUGAGCUCCGAAUGUCCUGGCUCAUCCGUGGAGUCCUGCAGGGAAAUGUCUCCUUGAUGCUGGUGGAGAACAAAACCGGGAAGGAACAAAGCCGAAUGAUCUGGCAUGUUGCCACCCUGGAAGGCUUGAGCCUGUGGCAGUGGACGGUGCUGCCUCUCCUCGAGGUGGCUGACAGGUUCUGGCUACAGAUUGUGGCGUGGUGGGGACAAGGAUCCAGAGCCACGGUGGCCUUCGACGACAUCUCCGUCAGCCUGGACUGCUACCUCACCAUCAGCGGGGAGGACAAGAUGCCACAGAACACGGCACCCAAGUCAAGAAAUCUGUUUGAGAGAAACCUGAACAAUGAGCUGAAACCCUGGGUGAACCCAUCGAAAGAAACCCCCAUCUUUGACCCUACAGUUCACUGGCUGUUCACCACAUGCGGGGCCAGUGGGCCCCAUGGCCCCACGCAGGCCCAGUGCAACAACGCCUACCGGAACUCCAACCUGAGUGUGGUGGUGGGGAGCGAGGGCCCCCUGAAGGGCAUCCAGACCUGGAAGGUGCCAGCCACCGACACCUACAGCAUCUCCGGCUAUGGGGCGGCUGGUGGGAAAGGUGGGAAGAACACCAUGAUGCGGUCCCAUGGCGUGUCUGUGCUGGGCAUCUUCAACCUGGAGAAGGACGACACGCUGUACAUCCUGGUCGGGCAGCAAGGGGAAGAUGCCUGCCCCAGCACAAACCGAUUAAUCCAGAAAGUCUGCAUUGGAGAAAACAACGUGAUAGAAGAAGAAAUCCGCGUGAACAAAAGUGUGCACGAGUGGGCAGGAGGGGGCGGAGGAGGGGGAGGAGCCACCUACGUGUUUAAGAUGAAGGAUGGCGUGCCGGUGCCUCUGAUCAUUGCGGCCGGUGGUGGUGGCAGGGCCUAUGGGGCCAAGACAGACACGUUCCACCCAGAGAGACUGGAGAAUAACUCUUCAGUCCUAGGGCUGAACGGCAAUUCUGGAGCUGCAGGUGGUGGAGGUGGCUGGAGUGAUAACACUUCCUUGCUCUGGUCUGGAAAAUCUUUGCUGGAAGGUGCCACCGGAGGACAUUCCUGCCCCCAGGCCAUGAAGAAGUGGGGGUGGGAGACAAGAGGGGGUUUCGGAGGGGGUGGAGGGGGGUGCUCCUCCGGUGGAGGAGGCGGAGGAUAUAUAGGUGGCAACGCAGCCUCAAACAAUGACCCCGAGAUGGACGGGGAGGACGGGGUUUCUUUCAUCAAUCCACUGGGCAUCCUGUACACCCCGGCUUUAAAAGUGAUGGAGGGCCACGGGGAAGUGAACAUUAAGCAUUACCUAAACUGCAGCCACUGCGAGGUAGAUGAGUGCCACAUGGACCCCGAGAGCCACAAAAUCAUCUGCUUCUGCGACCAUGGGACCGUGCUGGCCGAGGACGGUGUCUCCUGCAUUGUGUCGCCCACCCCGGAGCCCCAUCUGCCACUCUCACUGAUUCUCUCUGUUGUGACCUCUGCCCUGGUGGCCGCCCUCGUCCUGGCUUUCUCCGGCAUCAUGAUCGUGUACCGCCGGAAGCACCAGGAGCUGCAAGCCAUGCAGAUGGAGUUGCAGAGCCCGGAGUACAAGCUGAGCAAACUCCGCACCUCCACCAUUAUGACCGACUACAAUCCCAACUACUGUUUUGCCGGCAAGACCUCCUCCAUCAGUGACCUGAAGGAAGUGCCACGGAAAAACAUCACCCUCAUCCGGGGUCUGGGCCACGGCGCGUUUGGGGAGGUGUAUGAAGGUCAGGUGUCUGGAAUGCCCAAUGACCCCAGCCCCCUGCAAGUGGCUGUAAAGACGCUGCCGGAGGUGUGCUCCGAACAGGACGAACUGGAUUUCCUCAUGGAAGCCCUGAUCAUCAGCAAAUUCAACCACCAGAACAUCGUGCGCUGUAUUGGCGUGAGUCUGCAAGCCCUGCCCCGAUUUAUCCUGCUGGAGCUCAUGGCAGGAGGAGACCUCAAGUCCUUCCUCCGGGAGACACGCCCCCGCCCGAACCAGCCCUCCUCCCUGGCCAUGCUGGAUCUCCUGCAUGUGGCUCGGGACAUCGCCUGCGGCUGUCAGUAUCUAGAGGAGAAUCACUUCAUCCACCGGGACAUUGCUGCCAGGAACUGCCUCUUGACCUGCCCAGGCCCUGGAAGAGUGGCCAAGAUUGGAGACUUCGGAAUGGCCCGUGACAUCUACAGAGCAAGCUACUACCGAAAAGGAGGCUGUGCAAUGCUGCCAGUCAAGUGGAUGCCCCCAGAGGCCUUCAUGGAAGGAAUAUUUACUUCUAAAACAGACACGUGGUCCUUCGGAGUGCUGCUAUGGGAAAUCUUCUCUCUUGGAUACAUGCCAUACCCUAGCAAAAGCAACCAGGAAGUCCUGGAGUUCGUCACCAGUGGAGGACGGAUGGACCCACCUAAGAACUGCCCGGGGCCUGUAUACAGGAUAAUGACCCAGUGCUGGCAACAUCAGCCUGAAGACAGGCCCAACUUUGCCAUAAUUUUGGAGAGGAUUGAAUACUGCACUCAGGACCCAGAUGUGAUCAACACCUCUUUGCCCGUAGAAUACGGGCCCCUCGUGGAAGAGGACGAGAAGGUGCCCAUGAGACCCCAGGACCCCGAGGGAAUCCCUCCUCUCCUGGUCUCGGCGGCCCAGGCCAAGCGAGAGGAGGGCCGCGAGCCGACCGCCCCCGCCGCUCUGCCCUCGGCUCCGCCGGGCAAGGCCGGCAAGAAGCCCGCGGCCGCGGAGGCCUGUGUCCGAGGCGGCACCCGGCCGCCGGGCGUGGACGGGGGACACGUCAACAUGGCCUUCUCACAGUCCAACCCGCCUUCGGAGCUGCCCCAAGUCCAGGGCUCCAGGAACAAGCCCACCAGCCUCUGGAACCCCACCUACGGCUCCUGGUUUACAGAGAAACCCACCAAAAAGAACACUCCACCGGCCAAGAAGGAGCAGCGCGAGCGGGGGCCCCCGGGCGGCGAGGGCGCCCGUGCAGUCCCGGCCCCCGCGCCCGCCGCCCGCCGCCCGGGCGCCUCGCUGCUCCUCGAGCCGUCGGCGCUGACCGCCAGCCUGCGGGACGUGCCCCUGUUCAGGCUGCGCCACUUCCCGUGCGGCACCGUCAACUACGGCUACCAGCAGCAGGGCUUCCCCCCGGAGGCCGCCCCCGGCCCGGGCCGCUACGAGGACCCCGCGCCCAAGAGCCAGCCUGCGCCCUGA
Molecule: messenger RNA, 3897 nt
Organism: Odocoileus virginianus texanus
Lineage: Eukaryota; Metazoa; Chordata; Mammalia; Artiodactyla; Cervidae
Source: RefSeq, a predicted model, not a curated record